Molecule: messenger RNA, 1926 nt
Organism: Leptopilina heterotoma
Lineage: Eukaryota; Metazoa; Arthropoda; Insecta; Hymenoptera; Figitidae
Product: esterase FE4-like
Exons: 7
Coding region: 69-1718 (549 amino acids)
Source: RefSeq, a predicted model, not a curated record
UCUUUAGAGGAAACAAAGACGACAAAAGUAUUAAAUUUUAUUUCACGCAAAAAAAAGAGAAAUACGCGAUGAUAUUUUUAAUUUUACUUUGGGUUUUUUCUGUAAGUGCUGAACCUAUAGUACAAAUUUCCCAAGGACGAUUAGAAGGUGUUGUCCAAACAGCAAGAUAUGGAAGACGAUAUUCGGCAUUUUUGGGUAUUCCUUAUGCUAAACCACCGAUUGAAGAUCGACGAUUCAAAAAUCCAGAACCUGCUGAUGGUUGGUCAGGUACACGUUCAGCACAUUCACUUGGAAGUGAAUGUCCUCAAAAUGAUAACGGAAAACUAUUCGGAAAUGAUGAUUGUCUGUUUCUAAAUGUCUUUACACCGUUGUUAAAUUUUGAAAAACCGGUGAACAGUGAUAAAUUACUUCCGGUUAUGGUUUACAUUCACGGUGGUAGUUAUCUAAUAGGCUCGGGCAACAUGUACGGAGCACAAUAUUUAUUACAGAAGAACAUCAUUUUGGUUACUUUUAACUUUAGACUGGGAAUUUUGGGAUUUUUGACCACAGGUGAUGAAGUUGCACCUGGUAAUUUUGGUAUGAAGGAUCAAGUUGAAGCUUUGAAAUGGGUGCAAAAGAAUAUCAAAUCAUUUGGAGGUGAUCCGAAGAAAGUAACAUUGUUCGGAGAAAGUGCCGGAGGUAUUACUGUCAAUCUGCACGCUAUUUCCAAAAGCACUAAUGGUUUGUUCCAAAAAUACAUAAUGCAAAGUGGAAACAUACUGGGGCCGGGAGGUUAUCAAGAACAAAAGGAUUUCGAACCGCACGUUAAGGAUUUGGCGAAAAAGUUCAAUUGUCCCUUGGAUUCAUCUCAACUUAUCGUCGACUGUUUGCGAAAGGUAAAAUCAAACGAUUUGGCGAAAGAAAGCAAAGGAAUCGAUACAUUAAUCAAACAUGGUCAUUUCGUGUGGGUACCAACAAUUGAAUCCGAUAGUCCAGGGGCAUUUUUGACAAACAUUGACACUAAUCAAAUGAAAGAUUUACCAUUCAUGAGUGGCACCUGUGCAGAUGAAGGCCUAACAUUUACUGCCCCUGCCUAUUCCAAUUUCCUAGUCUAUAUAGCCUUUAGAUACAACAUCAGAACAAUCAUAAACUACAUCGCUCACCACUAUAAUCAAAAUUCUGAGAAAUUCUUCUCGGAAAUGAAUAAAUUCUACUUCGACAACCGAUACCAUAUCACUCUCUUACCCAACCAGUUCUUGAGCAGAAUGACAAAAUUCUUCAGCGAUGGUGCAUUCUUCUACCCACAAGUGAGAUUACUGGAGAAAGUUACACCACGAAUGAGAAAUAAGAACUACUUUUAUAAUUUUGGCUACCGAGGUGCAUUGAGUCUAACAGCCUUGAGUGGUGAUAAAAAGAAUUACGGCGUCUCUCAUGGUGAUGACAUUCUCUAUCUGUUUCCCAUCACUUACUCCACGAUUACAACCACAAACAAAAAUUUCACUGGUAGCGAUGAAAAAAUCAGUAGACUAAUGGUUGAUUAUUGGACCUCAUUUGCUACAAGCGGACGACCAACAUCUAACGAAAUACCAAAUGCAAAUCUCUGGCAACCGUAUUCAGCGACUUCUGCCUCUCAUAUUCAGAUUGGAAACAUUAAAAACAAUAAGAAACCAACGGUAGAAAUGUCCAGCGACUACUAUACAGAAAGAGUCAAUUUUUGGAGAAAAAAUGCUCCCAUUUAGAGAUGAAAAAUUACAUCCGAAUAAUUAAGACAAUUUUUUAUUACUCUCACUAGCAAAGUGUUAAAAAAUAUUUUUUUCCUGCUUCUCCUUUGUUUGAGAUAAAAUGAGGAAUUGUCAUUAUUCCUUUUUUCGGUAUAAUUAUGCAGAAUGUACAAAUACUUAUCAGAAUAAAAAAAUAUAUGUAUUUACUCACGAAUAUUGAUAAAGC